Trichoplax adhaerens is the source of this 501-nucleotide messenger RNA. RefSeq lists its product as uncharacterized. The transcript has a single exon. The coding region runs from base 1 to 501 and encodes 166 amino acids. Gene Ontology annotation, molecular function: DNA-binding transcription factor activity, RNA polymerase II-specific; RNA polymerase II transcription regulatory region sequence-specific DNA binding; protein dimerization activity. Lineage: Eukaryota; Metazoa; Placozoa; Uniplacotomia; Trichoplacea; Trichoplacidae. The record is from RefSeq and is a predicted model, not a curated record. Gene Ontology annotation, biological process: developmental process; regulation of transcription by RNA polymerase II.
AUGGCGCAUACCGGCAGCGAUUAUUAUCAAUCAGGUGCGGCCUUCCAUGUUCAAACCCAUGUAAUGCCAUCGUUUCCGUUAUCAUAUCAACAGCCGCUGAAGAGUAACGAAAACUGUUAUGGCUAUUACCACUCAGAUAUCCAAGAUGUCGAGGAAUUUAGUGAAAGUACGAGCCGCUCAAGUUCUGCUAUGGGUGAUCCUUAUUGCAGUUCUGGCGCAUCAAGUCCAGGAAUUUGUACAAAUGGCAACUAUUACUGCGUCGAGGAACAUUCUGUAAGUGGACUAUACGAAAAUCCUGCGAAAAUUGUAAAAACUUUACGAAGAAACGAAAGAGAAAGGAAACGAGUUGAGCGAGUGAAUGAUGGGUUUGCUCGACUCAGAAAGCAUGUGCCUGUGAUCGGCAAACGAAGAAAAUUAUCGAAAGCUCAGACACUACGUAUGGCUAUCGAUUAUAUCCAUCACUUGAAGGAUUUACUAGCCGACGAUACUGCCACUAAUUAA